GCAGCCCUCACGUGAUGAACCCCUACGCGGAGCUCGUGAGCCGCCUGCGGGCGUCGUGGCUCGCGGGAAAGACGCGGCCCAUGGAGUUCCGCGUGGCCCAGCUGGAGGCCCUGGGCCGCUUCCUGGAUGAGAAGAAGCAGGACAUCAUGGAGGCCCUGGCCUCUGACAUGCGCAAGCCCUCCUUUGAGGUGGAGAUCUCCGAGAUCUCCAUCUGCAGGAGUGAGCUCAACCAUGCCCUGAACAAUCUGGGCAGCUGGAUGAAGGAUGAACACGUGGAGAAGAACUGGGUGACGCAGCUGGACUCAGCCUUCAUCCGCAAGGACCCCUACGGGGUGGUGCUCAUCAUCGUGCCCUGGAAUUACCCCAUCCACCUCCUCCUGGUACCCCUCAUCGGGGCCAUCGCUGCGGGUAACUGUGUCCUCGUGAAACCUUCCGAGAUCAGCAAACACGUGGAGCAGUUAGUGGUUGAGACGCUGCCGGGCUACUUGGACAAGGACUGCUUUGCAGUGGUGCCAGCUGGCGUGGAGGAGACCACCAAACUGCUGGAGAACAAAUUUGACUACAUCUUCUUCACUGGCAGCUCCUCCGUGGGCAGGAUCGUCAUGAUGGCCGCCGCCAAGCACCUGACCCCGCUGACGCUGGAGCUGGGGGGCAAGAACCCCUGCUACGUGUGUGACACCUGCGAGGUGCACAACGCGGCCAGGCGCGUGGCCUGGGGGCGCUUCUUCAACGCGGGGCAGACCUGCGUGGCGCCCGACUAUGUCCUGUGCAGCCCGGGCAUGCGGGGAAGCCCGAAGGAGUCGCCCGACUUUGCCCGCAUCGUAGGGGACAAGCAGUUCCAGCGCGUGCGGGCGCUGCUGGGCAGCGGGAACGUGGCCAUCGGAGGGCAGACGGAUGAGCAGGAGCGCUACAUCGCGCCCACGGUGCUGGUGGACGUGCGGCCGGAGGACGCCGUCAUGCAGGAGGAGAUCUUCGGGCCCGUGCUGCCCAUCCUCACCGUGGCCAACGAGGACGAGGCCGUCGCCUUCAUCAACGCGCGCGAGCGCCCGCUGGCGCUCUACGUCUUCUCCUCUUCCAAGAAGGGGAGGGCCCUGCGGGCCCCCCGCUCUCCGGGCAGCCCGUGCUACCUGCGCCCGCUCAGCACCGGCACCCCCAGGGAGUCCUACAAGUAUGUGAACGUCCAGGAGCCGGCCAUGGACAUGAAGGCGGUCACCGACCGGGCUGCGCAGACGCUGCUGUGGACGGAGCUCUUCCNAGGCCUGGCCAUGACUCUGAGCUACCUCUUCCGGGAACCUGCCACGAUCAACUACCCCUUUGAGAAGGGCCCGCUGAGCCCGCGCUUCCGCGGCGAGCACGCGCUGCGCCGCUACCCGUCCGGCGAGGAGCGCUGCAUCGCCUGCAAGCUCUGCGAGGCCGUCUGCCCUGCCCAGGCGAUCACCAUCGAGGCGGAGCCGCGGGGGGGUGGGAGCAGCCGCCCGGGGGAGAUCGCGGCCAACAUCCAGGCCGACUACCUGUACCGGUGA
Messenger RNA from Tinamus guttatus (white-throated tinamou), 1523 nucleotides. Lineage: Eukaryota; Metazoa; Chordata; Aves; Tinamiformes; Tinamidae. The record is from RefSeq and is a predicted model, not a curated record.